Sinocyclocheilus anshuiensis is the source of this 721-nucleotide messenger RNA. RefSeq names its product alpha-2A adrenergic receptor-like. Gene Ontology annotation, biological process: G protein-coupled receptor signaling pathway. The record is from RefSeq and is a predicted model, not a curated record. Gene Ontology annotation, cellular component: plasma membrane. Bases 185 to 721 code for a protein of 178 amino acids. The transcript has 3 exons. NCBI's taxonomy places the organism in Eukaryota, Metazoa, Chordata, Actinopteri, Cypriniformes, Cyprinidae. Gene Ontology annotation, molecular function: epinephrine binding; alpha2-adrenergic receptor activity.
UCGCACUCUGAGGACCGUUUCUUGGAUGGUUUAAUAAGUUUGUGGGUCGUGUUAGGCUUUUUUCACUAAGAUGCCAAAAUGACCAAAAAUUUCACUUUUGUCUUCAGUAAUAUGGAACAAAUGAACUGCCAUCAACCGAAAACAUAAUUUCCGUUGUGAAAGGAAGAGAUUGUGAUUCUCAACAAUGGGGUGUGACAAUUCGACCAAUGGGACAGGUACGCCAUACACCCUGCUGUUGGCCCUUCCUAUGACCGUCCUGGUGGGGUUUCUCAUCCUCCUCAUUGUCUUUGGCAAUGUGCUGGUGAUAAUCGCAGUGUUUACGAGCCGAGCUCUCCGGGCUCCCCAGAACCUGUUCCUGGUGUCUCUGGCCUCCGCUGAUAUAUUGGUGGCCACUCUGGUGAUGCCAUUCUCGUUGGCGAAUGAGCUGAUGGGCUGCUGGGCCUUUGGGCAGGUUUGGUGUGAAAUCUACCUGGCCUUGGACGUUCUCUUCUGCACGGCCUCGAUCACUCAUCUGUGCGCCAUCAGUCUGGACAGAUACUGGUCGAUCACGCAAGCCAUCGAGUACAACCUCAAGCGCACACCGCAACGAAUCAAGCGCAUUAUUUUUAUAGUUUGGAUCAUCGCCGCCGUGAUCUCCUUCCCGCCUCUGAUUGGUACCACUCACUCCAUACCGCUCGUAGACUCGACGCUAUGUUCAUACUGGCUUUUUGUGGUUUCCUGA